AUGACUUCCGGUGGCAGAAAACGUUCACAGCGCGCUAUUGUUGUCGUAGGCAACGGAAAUGGUGCGGCUGGAUUUGCUGUUGGUAAGGGACAAAAUGGUAUCAGCGCUUUGAAGAAGGCCAAGAACAAAGCGGCAAAAUAUUUAUAUUAUGUGAAUCGUUGUGAAGACCGCACAAUAUUUCAUGAUUUUGUGAGCAAACAUCGCAAGACCAUCAUACGAUUUGAAAAAAAACCUCCAGGUUAUGGUCUUAGAUGUCAUCGAAUAAUCCGUGCCGUCUCGGAGGUUCUCGGUAUUGCGGACAUGCGCUGUAAGAUUACCGGGUCGACAACACCCAUCAGCGUUGUUCGUGCUGUCUUUCAAGGAUUGUUGAGUCAGGAAACACAUCAGCAGCUUGCUGAACGCAAAGGUCUGCAUGUGGUUGAGUUCCGACCGGAGAAAAGUAUGCGACCGGUGAUAGUUGCAUCUCCGAGCCCGCAUGCUGCCAAGGAAGCGGCCAAAAAUGGGACGUCAGAGGACAGAGACUACGAUUUUGAUGAAAUUUUUGACCCAUAUAAAGGCGCCCAUCGACCCAGGAAAGUGAAAAUAUGA
Molecule: messenger RNA, 588 nt
Organism: Xenia sp. Carnegie-2017
Lineage: Eukaryota; Metazoa; Cnidaria; Anthozoa; Malacalcyonacea; Xeniidae
Product: 28S ribosomal protein S5, mitochondrial-like
Exons: 5
Coding region: 1-588 (195 amino acids)
Biological process (GO): translation
Cellular component (GO): ribosome
Molecular function (GO): structural constituent of ribosome; RNA binding
Source: RefSeq, a predicted model, not a curated record